AGAGGGCAAGGCUGAGGUAACAAGGUAGCCUUUCUUUCAGAUUUAUGAACCACGGGCGACAGCUGGUGCUUCUAGAGACAGGGAAGCUGCAACAACUGUUACCAUCCCAGAUCUUGGUAUCAAUGGACAGACAAUGAGCCCAAUUGACCAAGGUCUACCUGAUAACGGCUGUUUCAACACUACCUCCUCUGAUGAGUCACGGCAGAAGUUCCUACUGCCGACCCUUGCAAUUGCGAUAGUGAUACAAUCCAGCCUUAUAGUAGCAACAACCUCAACAAACUCUCAAAUAUACUUUGGCGAAUUUCUCAUGUCCUGAGUCCUCCAUGAUUGGCUGGUUGAUCCUUUCAUGGGGAUUAACCAGCAUUCUGUGCAGCGGAGAAGCUCCAACGGGGGAUGAACAAGGAGCAAAAGGAAAACCCAAGUCCAUCAGUACACAUUCAGGAACGCCGCUCCAACAUACUGCCAAUCAGCAGCAUUGGCGCCACUUCAGUAUCUGGCAGGUGCGCCAUUUGUAACGCCAUAAGAAACAAUAAUACUGCUCCACAACACUUAAACAAUUCUUCCCUUCCCAUCACAGAACGGCAUUCUGCACUUGAGACCAAGACUACUACCUCAAAACAUUGUGCUGGCUAUAACCCGAUGCAGCCUCCUCUACAUGACCUCUAGACAGACAGCAGUUCACGACCUUGUGGACUACCGUACAGGGGACUCCAGAUCAGCAGUUGAUCUAGAGUCCCCUGUACCGU
This is a messenger RNA of Coccomyxa subellipsoidea C-169, 746 nucleotides long. RefSeq lists its product as hypothetical. The record is from RefSeq and is a predicted model, not a curated record. The transcript has a single exon. Bases 324 to 515 code for a protein of 63 amino acids. Lineage: Eukaryota; Viridiplantae; Chlorophyta; Trebouxiophyceae; Coccomyxaceae.